This is a messenger RNA of Peromyscus eremicus (cactus mouse), 2828 nucleotides long. RefSeq names its product melanoma-associated antigen 10-like. Lineage: Eukaryota; Metazoa; Chordata; Mammalia; Rodentia; Cricetidae. The coding region runs from base 107 to 1240 and encodes 377 amino acids. The record is from RefSeq and is a predicted model, not a curated record. Gene Ontology annotation, biological process: negative regulation of transcription by RNA polymerase II. Gene Ontology annotation, cellular component: nucleus. The transcript has a single exon.
AGGAGGAGAAGAGGAAGGAGAAGAAGAGAUAGAAUAGGAAGAAAAUGAAGAGGCAGGAGAAGAAGAUAAUGAGAAAGAGAAAGAGAAUGAAAGGGAGGAGGAAGAAAUGGAAGAGUGGGAAGAGUAUGAAGAAGAAGAAGAGGAGGAGGAGGAGGAGGAGGAAGAAGAGGAAGAGGGAAGUGAAGAGGAAACAAGAGAAUAUUAUUACACAUCUUCUAUACCUUUUUCCUUUUUAAAUGUCUCUUUGCCUACUUUGAGUCCUACCUUCUCCACCCCAUUCUCCAGCUCUCUUCUGUUUCAGGAUGCUAAAGAAGAGAGGUAUGCUUCAGGAAUAAUGACUCCUCAGAAAGCUCAGAGCUCCUUUAUAGCCACAUUUCAAAGAAAUUUAGGUAAAGAAAUCAACUACAUGGAGGAAGAGGGGAGUCUAGGCAUUAUUCAGUCUUCAAAAGAUUCUCAAUCUUUGUUGAAUAGCCAACUAAAGGAAAAGAUGACUGAUUUGGUCUAUGCUAUGAUCUUCAAGUAUCAAGUGAAAGAAUCUAUCACAAAAGUAGAAAUGUUAGAGAUUGUCAGCAAAGAAUACAAGAAACAAUUCCACAUGAUCUUUAUGGAUGCUUCUAAGUGCCUGUUCAUGCUUUUUGGCAUUGACAUAAAGGAAGAAUAUACCAUAAGAAACUCCUAUACCCUUGUCAAUUCACUGAACCUUACCUAUGAAGAAAAGCUGAGUGGAGAGCAAAGAAUGCCUAGAAAUGGCUUCCUGAUAGUUAUUCUGGGCUUGAUAUUCAUAGAAGGGAAUUGUGCUCCUGAAGAAAGUGUCUGGGAAUUCCUGAAUACAAUGGGAUUAUAUGAUGGGGAGGAACACUCCAUCUAUGGAGAGCCCAGGGCAUUUCUGACCAGAGAUUUGGUGCAACAAAAUUAUUUGACAUAUCAGCAGGUGUCUAACAGUUAUCCUCCAUGCUUUGAGUUCUUGUGGGGUCCAAGAGCCCAUGCUGAAACAACCAAGAUGAAAGUUCUGGAAUUUUUGGCAAGGAUCAAUGAAUGUGACCCACUUUCUUUUUUAUUUUUGUAUGAAGAGGCUUUAAGAGAUGAGGAAGAGAGGACCUGUGCCAGAAGUAUCUGCCCAAAUAGAAGUCCAGUCACAUUGACUGCAGAGCAUGUAUUUCCAGCUAAUACCCAGAGUGAUAGAUUUGUUUUUGGAUGUAUUCACUCUGAGUUUGAAAAGAGCAGUCAAAAUUCUAAGUAAUGGAAGGUGAAAGUUAGCUUGAGUAGAAAAUAGUGGAGCACAAUAUUGCUAUAUAUGCUAUUUGGGGAGUUGUUAUUUUCCAUUUGGGAUAGACUAUCAAAUCUUACUUCUUGUAGUAACAGAUUUACUAGCUUUGCAAUCUAAGUUAUGAAUGACCUUGAUCAUACAUUUCUUGCUGUUUAUUAUGUUUUUAAAAAAUACAGAGAAAAAAACUGUGAUGUUUUAUUUUUAGAUUGAUAUUCUGUUCUAUUCUGUAAAAUUAAAUGCUGUGCUUCUAUAUUUAUGUAGCUUAUAAAAUACGAAAACAGGAAAAUCUUAGCAAAGUUUCUGCUCACUGACUCAUUCAUUUACUGAACAUUAGUUGAAUAUUUUAUUUUUGGAAGAUACUACUUUAUUGACACAGGACACAUGGAUAAGUUAGACACACCCCUGCUCAGAGAAUUAUAGAAUCUAGGGAGAGCUACUGUAUCAAGAACAGGGUGAAAUGUCUUAUAAGACAUGUGAAAACAAGGACAACGUAAGAACAAUUGAAAACAAGAAAAAAGAGCUACCCAUCAGGAGCAAAAGCCUAGAGUCAGUGCAAUUUGACUGGGGACUUGGGAAACUCUAACUCCUUUUGGGCCAGUUUUAUAUUAAGUCAUGGAAAGUUUCAGGGAACCUAUGCACAAUGAGUCUUGUAGGAGAGAGAAAACCCUUGAAUGAAAAUUGCUCUGAGCCGUUCUCUUGGAAUUCGGGGUAAAUAAAGAGGGUUCGACAUCUGGUCCCUGUGUGGAGAGUGCUUUGCUGUUCUGUUCUUACCCAGCUAGACUCAAUGCAUGCAGUAGUAGACUCAGUGCAUGCAGUAAUUUUGAACUCACAAGAGCUGAAAGAGUUUUCUGAGGAGUAAUGUGGGAACUUCUUGGGUUGUGACCUAGAGAAACCAUCACGCUGCCAUUCCUUCUUCUGGUCUGGAACAGACAGAACCCAUUCCAUUGUUAUUUCAUGUUGAUUGCUAUUUAUCUAAAUCUAAUCCAGGUCAAUGAGUUUGUGGUAGUAGAUUUAAUUUAAAAGUAUAUACAGAAAAUGAGCAGCUAGAAGGGAGGACAAAUUGGUAUUUGACUGAGUUCUAAGAACACUGAGUUAUUUUACCCUAGAAAUUAAGCUUCAACUCCAAAAUAAUAUGUCAACUAAGAGUGAAAAUACCAUGACUUGUAUUUGGAAUGCUGAAUUUUUGGUUGUUUUGAUAUUCUUUACCAUGUUGAACUGCCUGUUUUCUCAGAUGUUAUAGACAACAGUAUCAAAACCCAUGGGAGAGGAUGCCAGGGUUCAGGGUCUAAUGAUUAUUCACCCCACCACUCACUAAACUAUCAAUAUCUUUGGGCAGUGUACCAGGUGUUUUAUUCACAGUCAAUGAAUUUUCACUGUGAUGCCACAUCUCUCAAACCUGAUUAUCAGCAGAGCAAUUUAAAGUUCCUAGUGCUUGAAAAUUACCCCCAAGGUCAUGUAGCUGGUAUAUGCCAGUACUCAACAAGAAUUUAUCUAAAGUACAUAUUGGUCCAGCUCUGCUUAGCUUGAGGCACCUUCAGUUUCUUAGUUCAUUUCCUACUAU